Messenger RNA from Bombyx mandarina (wild silkworm), 1681 nucleotides. RefSeq names its product UDP-glycosyltransferase UGT39C1 (gene UGT39C1). NCBI's taxonomy places the organism in Eukaryota, Metazoa, Arthropoda, Insecta, Lepidoptera, Bombycidae. Gene Ontology annotation, molecular function: UDP-glycosyltransferase activity. The record is from RefSeq and is a predicted model, not a curated record.
ACAUUAUGGUUGUUUGAUGGCACUAUAAAUUUAAGUUUUAGUUCGUCAAACGACAUUUCACUUCAGGUAUUAACACAGAAUACCUGCAUAGGUAGACAAAAUAAUGUUAUGGAAUAUUACGAUUUGUUUUUUUAUUUUCGUAAAACUACACGAAGCGGCAAACAUAUUGGUCGUUAUUCCUUAUGCGGUCACAUCUCAUUACAAAAUGCAGAGGCCGAUUGGAUUAGAAUUAGCUCGAAGGGGCCACAAUGUUACGGUUAUAACACCGUACUUAGAACUAGAUUGUCCACCGACGUAUCAUCAGGUGAAAGUCAGCGAAAAAAAAAUAUGGACGGUUAUUGAUAAACGGUGGGAAGAUCUAUCUAACGUAGUUAAAGUUACAUCCGUAGACUUUCACAGUAAUAUCCUUUGGACAGGCGGAUUGGCUUUAACGAAGACGACUCUAAAGAAUCCAGAUGUACAGAAAUUCCUAACUAACAAUCAGACUUUUGAUGCCGUUAUUAGCGAACAAUUUUAUCAAGAAGCUACAUACAUUUUUGCUCAUAAAUAUAAAGCUCCUUUAAUUCUUAUCACUACUUUUGGAAGUUCGAUAAAGCAUAAUGUGGCAACUAGAAAUCCUUUACAAUUGGCUACGUUAGUCAACGAAUUUGUGGAAAUAAAGUCACCAAAUUUUUUUAAGGGGAGACUCUGGAAUUUGUUAUUUUCAAGCUACGAAUACAUUUGGUGGAGAUUCUGGUUUUUGAAGAAGCAAGAGGAACUAGUAGAAAAAUACGUUCCAAAUUUACCUCAACCAUCUCCGAGCCUUUAUGAACUACAGCAGAAUGUUUCUUUGUAUCUUAUGAACACACAUUUUAGUUUCGAUCCUCCUGCUGCUUAUUUGCCCAAUUUUAUUGAAAUCGGCGGUAUUCAUCUGAAUGAAGAAGUCGAAAAACUACCACAAGACAUCCAAAGAAUAUUAGACGAAGCAAGCAAUGGAGUUGUGUAUGUAAAUUUUGGAUCUAAUAUUAAGAGUUCAGAAUUGCCUAUUGAAAAGAAGAACGCGCUAAUCAACGUAUUUAAGAGCUUAAACCAAACGGUGCUAUGGAAAUGGGAAGACGACAAUUUUGGCAACCAAACUGCUAACAUUAAGACGCGAAAGUGGCUGCCACAAAACGAAAUCUUAGCUCACCAAAAUGUGAGAAUAUUUAUAUCACACGGUGGUUUAAUGGGAACCAUUGAAGCAAUUUUCCACGGAGUUCCCAUUAUUGGUAUUCCAUUGUUCGGAGAUCAAUACAAUAACCUACUACAAGUAGAAAAUGCAGGAUCUGGUAUCAUUCUUGAAUAUCACAACUUAAAUGAAAACAAUAUGCGUUCUCUGAUAAACCAUGUUCUCAGUAAUGAAAAGUACAAAAAUAAUGCUAGAGAUCUAUCGAUAAGGUUUAGAGAUAGACCAAUUAAAGCUCUAGACGCUGCAAUGUAUUGGAUCGAAUACGUUAUAAGACACCAAGGGGCUCAUUUCAUGAAAAAUCCCGCAUUAAAAUUGAAUUGGUUUGCCUACAACAUGUUUGAUGUUUAUCUUUUCAUUUUAUGUGUAUUUAUAAUUAGCGUGUACGUAAGUUAUAGAUGUUUAAAGUUUUUAGUUUAUUUUCGUAUAAAUACAAGGUUUGAUAGAAAAUUGUGUGGGAAAGUUAAAUUUCAAUAA